Molecule: messenger RNA, 386 nt
Organism: Seriola dumerili (greater amberjack)
Lineage: Eukaryota; Metazoa; Chordata; Actinopteri; Carangiformes; Carangidae
Product: formin-like protein 1
Exons: 4
Biological process (GO): cortical actin cytoskeleton organization; regulation of cell shape; cell migration
Cellular component (GO): cytosol
Molecular function (GO): actin filament binding
Source: RefSeq, a predicted model, not a curated record
GAGAGGUUUCAAGUGAAGAAUCCACCGUCUGCAUAUUUGGAGAAGCUGAAGAGUUAUCUGGAUCAUGGAGGAGUCAGUCGAAAGUUUAAGAGACGUGUCCAAGAGUCCACUCAGAUCCUGAGAGAGCUGGAGAUUUCCCUGAGGACCAAUCACAUUGGCUGGGCUCAGGAGUUCCUCAACGAGGAAAACCAAGGCCUAGAUGUUCUUGUGGAUUAUCUGUCCUUCGCUCAUAGCGCUGUCACGUACGACACAGACACUCUGGACAACGGCCCGCUGCCCACAGACAAAAGCAAAACUAUGGACAAGUCAGCGGAAGAUCUGAGCAGAAGUGCCAGCAACUCCCCCUCUCACAGCGCCUCCAAGGCCGGCAAGGCCUUCACAGUCAG